AUGAAGAAGAAAAAAACCAGAAAAACAAGAAAUAAGAAGAAGAAGAAGAAAGCGAAAAGACGUUGCUCGACGUGGUUUCACCGACUUGACGGCGAGGAGGAGAGGGAUGAGUCUGAGGAGGUGCUUCCUCUCCGCUCGACGAUGAUUUUCUCAGGGGAAGGGGAGCGGGAGGGGAGGGCCAUUGUUGAUGAUGAGGAUGGUGUUGUUGUUGUUGUUGUUGUUGUUGUUGUUGUUGAAGUUGUUGUUGAGGGUGUGGUUUGGCGGCGGGAUUGGUGCCAUGAUGUGUAG
Molecule: messenger RNA, 288 nt
Organism: Trichoderma aggressivum f. europaeum
Lineage: Eukaryota; Fungi; Ascomycota; Sordariomycetes; Hypocreales; Hypocreaceae
Exons: 1
Coding region: 1-288 (95 amino acids)
Source: RefSeq, a predicted model, not a curated record